This is a messenger RNA of Strongylocentrotus purpuratus (purple sea urchin), 806 nucleotides long. Its product is annotated as multiple epidermal growth factor-like domains protein 10. The record is from RefSeq and is a predicted model, not a curated record. Lineage: Eukaryota; Metazoa; Echinodermata; Echinoidea; Camarodonta; Strongylocentrotidae. Gene Ontology annotation, molecular function: scavenger receptor activity. The transcript has 5 exons. Bases 216 to 806 code for a protein of 196 amino acids.
UGGGUCGAUACAAUUCAUCCUCAGGCUGUGUUCUGACCUGUUCUUCUUGUCACAAUGGAGGGAUUUGUGAUGAUGAAACAGGACAAUGUAUCUGUGCUCCAGGAUUCAAGGGAGAAACAUGCGAAAAGGGUUGCGGCGGUAACCGUUUCGGAAGAUCAUGUGAAUAUAGAUGUAAUACAUCAGUAGACGAUUAUACCGCUUGUAGAGGAAUUCAGAUGUGCUUACCAGAUCCAUAUGGAUGUUCUUGUGCACCAGGAUACAAAAGCCUGAAUUGCACCACAGAAUGUGAUCCAGGUGAGUUUGGAGCUAGUUGCACGGAGACAUGUCACUGUGUAUCAGGCGAGUGUGAUCGAUUUACUGGAGUUUGUGCAGGAAGCUCCACGGAGUGCCAGCAUGGCUGGGCUGGGAGUAGCUGUCAAAAAUGUCUGGCUGGCAGGUUUGGUCGGAAUUGUUCAGGUACAAUUGAAGUCGAAAAUACACCGAAGAACAUGGGUCAAACGAAUAUACAGUUCUCCUGCCGCGGAGAGGGUGGAGAGUUCUUGUCAUCAGUGCCACCGGUUGUAGGCCUCUACCGGGUAACGGAUGGCUCAGAACGGUUCUCAGAUGGAGGAAUUACUAGCAUCGGAAAUAUUCAGCAUGAAUCUGAAACUAUUGAUUACUUUCAAGUCGAUUACGUAACGGCGGAAGAUCUGUUUGUCUGCAUCUUCUACGAUGUUAAUAGUUACAGAAGUGCUGAGGUUGCUGCUGACAUGAACAGUAGGUGUCUCAGAAAUAAUUAUUCACUAUUUUUUCAAAGUAUGGGCUGA